AAUUGUGGAAAGAAUUAAGUUUGUGAAGCGAGGUACCACUGUAGUACUGGAAACUUUAGCCAGAACUAUUAGGCAAGAGAAAGAAAUAAAAUGAUGUGCAUAAGAACCAAAGAAAUCAAACUAUCAUUAUUUGCAGAGGAUAUGAUUCUGUAUGUAGAAGGCCCCAAAGAAUUCCACCAAAAGACUAAUAGAACUAAUAAAUAAAUUCAGCAAAGGACCAGGAUACAAAUCAAUAGAUGAAUAUCAAUAGUAUUCCCAUACACCAACAAUGAACAUCCUGAGAAAAAAAAUGAAGAAAACAAUACCAUUCACAAUAGCUUCAAAGAUGUUAAAUAGUGUGGGAGUGGCACCACGCUGCAACAGAAUGAUGGCUGUUUUAGUACUUCGGGUGGAAUUCAUCCUUUUCAACUUUAACACUAGAAGCAGAAAGUUAGUUGAACAAAGAAAGCAGAAUUCAUAUGCACAGCAGAAAAAUUUAAAAAUCAAGUUAUUAUUAUAGAAAAAGAUAAACACAGUCAUUUUUACAACCAAAAAUAUGACUUCAGAAUUGAGCACAGUAUGCUGGAAGAAUCGGAAAAUAAAUUGAUUAACAGCAGAAAAAUGGAAAGAGCAAAAAUCCAGCAACAAUUGGCCAAAAUACAUAACAAUGUAAAGAAACUUCAGCAUCAGCUAAAAGAUGUGAAGCCUACACCUGAUUUUGUUGAAAAGCUCAGAGAAAUGAUGGAAGAAAUUGAAAAUGCAAUCAACACUUUUAAAGAAGAACAAAGACUGAUAUGCAAUGAGCUUAUUAAAGAAGAAAAAACAACAAAGAAUGAAUUGAGUCCCAUAUCAAGAAAAAUUGAUACAUGGGCUGUGGGUAAUUCAGAAACAGAGAAAGUUUUCAGAGCAAUCUCAAGUAAAGUUUCUGUAGACAAAAUGACACCCAAUACUCUUCCAACAGUAGUGGUAGAUUUUGAAAAAUUCCUGCAGCAAACAGGAGGGCAACAGGGGGGCUGGGAUAAUUAUGAUCACCAGAAUUUUAUAAAAGUGAGAAAUAAACAUAAAGGGAAGCCUGCAUUUAUGAAGGAAGCUCUAGAACACCUCCCGGGGAGAACGCAGGAUGAAGUUCAACAGCAUGAGAAAUGGUAUCAGAAAUUUCUGACUCUAGAAGAAAGGCAAAAAAGGGUCUAUUCAGAAUUGGAAAACUAAAAAGCAGCAAAAGAAGCAAGAAAUUUUCAAGUUAAAAGAGAAGGCAGACAACAUUCCUAUGGUUUUUCAUAAUAAACCAGAAGGUAAUCAAAAGCAAGAAAGCAAGGAAGGAAGGAAGGAAGAGAGAGAGAGAGAGAGAGAGAGAGAGAGAGAGAGAGAGAGGAAGAAAAAAAGAAAGACAGAAAGAAAGAAAG
This is a messenger RNA of Heterocephalus glaber (naked mole-rat), 1382 nucleotides long. Lineage: Eukaryota; Metazoa; Chordata; Mammalia; Rodentia; Bathyergidae. The record is from RefSeq and is a predicted model, not a curated record.